AUGGGUUAUGGGCAACUGACUUCGGAAAGAUCGGGGAGCCCCACUGGAAGAAGGCUCAGGAAACGCAGAUUUCUGGUAGAAGAUGUAGACACAGACCUGAAGGGUCCAAUAAGGUACAUCGAACCUGCUGCUGCAUCAGAUGAGAGAGAGCGGUUAAAUUCAGUUUUUCGUACUCUUUUUAUCUUGCAGGUUGAAAAUGUGAAAUUACUAGAUCGCUAUACAAAUAAGAAGGCAGCAAAUGGGACGUUAUACCUGACAGCUACUCACCUAAUCUAUGUGGAGGCUUCUGCUGAAGCCAGAAAAGAAACAUGGAUUCUGCAUCACCAUAUUGCAACGGUAGAAAAAUUGCCUCUGGCCACAGCUGGAUAUCCACUCCUUAUUCACUGCAAGAACUUCCAUGUGGCUCACUUUGUUAUUGGGCAGGAACGUGAUUGUCACGAAGUGUAUACCUCGUUGCUUAAACUUUCACAACCAGUGAAACCCGAAGAACUUUAUGCUUUCUCUUAUAAUCCUAAAAUGUCUAAAGAGAACCGGGAGAUUGGAUGGAAGUUGAUUGAUUUAAAAGUAGAUUACCAGCGUAUGGGAAUUCCAAAUAACUAUUGGGAAAUAACGGAUGUUAAUAAAGACUAUGAGGUUUGCAACACAUAUCCUCCAGAAAUAGUGGUGCCUAGAGCUGCUAAUAAGGCAGUGGUGAUCGGAAGUUCAAGGUUCAGAAGCAGAGGGCGGAUUCCAGUGCUUUCUUACUUGUAUAAAGAAAACAAUGCUGCCAUAUGUCGUUGUAGCCAGCCUCUCUCCGGGUUCAGCGCACGCUGUCUGGAGGAUGAACAGAUGCUGCAGGCGAUCAGAGAAGCCAACCCUGGGAGCCCCUUCAUGUAUGUUGUAGACACAAGGCCAAAGUUAAAUGCCAUGGCCAACCGAGCUGCUGGGAAGGGUUAUGAGAAUGAAGAUAAUUACGAUAACAUUCGCUUUAAAUUUAUUGGCAUAGAAAACAUCCAUGUGAUGCGGAACAGCUUGCAGAAACUCCUGGAAGUGUGUGAAAUGAAGUCCCCCUCAAUGAGUGAUUUCCUCACUGGGCUGGAGAACUCAGGUUGGUUACGGCACAUUAAGGCUGUGAUGGAUGCAGGUGUCUUCCUUGCCAAGGCUGUGAAAGAUGAAAAAGCUAGCGUGUUAGUCCACUGCUCUGACGGGUGGGAUCGCACAGCGCAGGUCUGCUCCGUGGCCAGCCUCCUCUUAGAUCCGUUUUAUAGGACUUUUAAAGGCUUCAUGGUCCUAAUAGAAAAGGAGUGGAUUGCAAUGGGCCACAAGUUCUCACACAGGUGCGGCCAUUUGUGUGGUGACCCCAAAGAGGUAUCCCCUGUCUUCACUCAGUUCAUUGAAUGCGUCUGGCAGCUCAUGCAGCAGUUCCCGUGCACGUUUGAGUUUAACGAACGCUUCCUUCUUGAAAUCCAUGACCAUGUCUACUCCUGCCAGUUUGGCAACUUCCUAGGGACCUGUCAUAAGGAGCGCGAGGAUCUGAAAAUCUUUGAGAAGACGCAUUCUCUGUGGCCUUUCCUCUUACAGAAGAAGCAGGAAUUGAGAAAUCCUUUGUACAGAGGAUUUACAGCUUACAAAGAGCUUCAACCAAACACACUACCUUUCAGUUUCCAGUUUUGGUGUGGGAUGUAUAAUCGCUUUGAUAAAGGAAUGCAUCCCAAACAGUGUGUAUUGGAUCAUCUGCUAAGCUGCGUGAGCCAAAAGAUGAAAUUGGAGGACAAUGCGUCUGAACUGGAAAAUAAACUUCCUUUCCUUGAUGGUCCUUUGCCCAGUGAAGCUUGCUCCUUAUCUAAAGUAGGACGUGCUGCUUCCAAAACACCGAUGCUCAACACUCCUCAGGAUUACGAAGGGGACCCACCUCCUGCGCUGAGCAAUGGCGCCUCGGCAGGAGUUACGGAUGUUAUGUCGGAUGUGGACCAAAGGAACAAACAGAACCUGUCUCCUCACCAGGACCUCCGUGAUCGUAGCGACACCAUUGACGUGUUGGACUCUGAAGCUAAGGAUGGAAAGCCUCAGCACCAUUGAUGGGCUCAGAGAACUGUGUUCAGUGAACCAGGCGCCCCGGUGGUGAGGCGUAAGGGAGCUGUGCCCCCGCGAGGGCGUAGACCCCCCGAACCAUUUACAGCUAAGUGAGAGUACGUAUGUUUGCAGGGAGCUGUGCUCGCUGUAGAGAAGACGGUCUGCGUUUGGUUUGGUUCGCAUCGUUUUGCAGCUAAAAUGGUGAAAUGCGUACAGAGCUGCCCAGAAGGCUGCCUUGAGUUAGUAUAAACCUUAUUUUUCAGUGGAAACACGAUGUGUGUUUAAGGUUUAUGACUUCCAGCCAGUACUGGUAUUUCAAGCUGAAAGAAAACUUGGCCAAUUAAUGUGGGUCUUAGGACUUAGGACGUGUUUAUAACUGGAGUAGGAAAGAUGCAAUCCAUUUGUUCUCAGUGGCGGUGCAAGGUCAUCUUAAAAUGAUAAAAAAUUUCAGUUCGUUUUAAAAUGAUAAAAAACAAAAUAAUUAAUCUUUUCUUAGCUGUGAAUGAAUCUCUGCAUGGACCCUCACCUUGUGGCAGAUCUGAUUCAUUUUUUGUUUCCUAUGCAUAUUUGUUAAACAAAAACACCCCCCUGUGCCUUUUUAUGGAGACCGUUUUAAUGUCUAGCCACGCAAUGUACUAUUUUUACUAUGGUAGUGUAGAGUGUAGUAUUUGGUCUUCUUUGUAGUCAGUAUUUUUAAACAACAUUUUUUAUCCGCUGCCGGCUUUGCCAGAAUCUUUGCCGAUCCCCUGAGUUUAGUAGCUUCUUUCUAAGCCAGCCUUUCAAAGAAUAAGCUUUUAUGAACCUCAUUUACUGAUUGUGAGGGUGCAGCAAGCCACAAAGCCUGCAACACAUGAAUUUUUGACAGAGGGAGGAUUAGAAAU
Molecule: messenger RNA, 2933 nt
Organism: Charadrius vociferus (killdeer)
Lineage: Eukaryota; Metazoa; Chordata; Aves; Charadriiformes; Charadriidae
Gene: MTMR8
Product: myotubularin related protein 8
Exons: 15
Coding region: 1-2058 (685 amino acids)
Biological process (GO): dephosphorylation; negative regulation of autophagy
Cellular component (GO): nuclear envelope
Molecular function (GO): phosphatidylinositol-3,5-bisphosphate phosphatase activity
Source: RefSeq, a predicted model, not a curated record